UUCUGGAAAAUUUCCCCAUGUGUUUCUUUGUUUAGUAUUUAAAGAAGUAAAGCAUUCUCACUUUUCUCGUCACUCUCUCUAAUAAUUUUCAUUUCCACAGCUACCAAAGAUAAAGAAAGAAGAUCAAUAUGAAGCAAAAGAUAGUGGUAAAGGUGCAGAUGUGGUGUCAGGAUUGCAGGACCAAGGCAUUUAAGAUUGCAGCUUCUUUGGAAGGUGUCGAUGAGGUGAGGCUGGAAGGGAAGGAGAAAGAGGAGGUGGUAUUGACUGGGGAAGGGAUGGAUCCCAUUUGCUUGGUCAAGUCUUUGAGGAAAAAGGUUGGGCACUCAGACAUCUUAAGCAUCAGUGAAGUAAAACCUGCUUCAAAGAAGCAGUAGCAGUAGCAAUAGCACAUAGAAACAGCAGAAGUAGAAGCAAAUAAGCAAAUAAUUUGGUUCCAACCUAACCUACCCCUCUCAUCUCUCUUAAGGUUUUUUAAUGUCAUCUUCCUCAGGUACCUUUUCAGUUCUUUGGCCAAACCCACAUAUGGAUUGUUACCUACUAGGUAGGACAUUAGUCUUUCACCUAUAAAGUGUGUUUACUUUUUCCUUUUUUUUUUCAAAGAAAUUGUACUGUGUUUACAAAGAGACAGAAAGGAAUAAUGAAAUGAUUAUGGGAUGUCUUUUUAAUCA
This is a messenger RNA of Macadamia integrifolia, 668 nucleotides long. RefSeq names its product disease resistance protein Pik-1-like. The transcript has 2 exons. The coding region runs from base 129 to 374 and encodes 81 amino acids. Lineage: Eukaryota; Viridiplantae; Streptophyta; Magnoliopsida; Proteales; Proteaceae. The record is from RefSeq and is a predicted model, not a curated record. Gene Ontology annotation, molecular function: metal ion binding.